Molecule: messenger RNA, 387 nt
Organism: Colletotrichum fioriniae
Lineage: Eukaryota; Fungi; Ascomycota; Sordariomycetes; Glomerellales; Glomerellaceae
Source: RefSeq, a predicted model, not a curated record
AUGGAAGACGCCAGAUUCUCUGGAAAAGCAAUGUGGAACAUCAUCGCCCUCAUCAUCGAAUCCCAUUACACAGUCCUACUUCUCUCGUCUCAUUUCACAAUGAAGGCCGCUGCCAUUGUUGCAUUUUUGUAUCUCGCUCCUCUGGGUGUUUCGGCCUGGAUGUGCAACUGUUACAAGAAGAGCGUCCCCGAUCUGCACGCUGCCUACCACUUUUGCAAGCCCGGCUCUGGCCAUAAAUACUGCGUGAACAAGGCGACCAACGUCCAGGCGUGCAUCAUGGGCACGCCUAUCACCCAAGCGAACUGCGCCUCGAGCUACGGUAGUGACUGGGUUGCGGAGUGUGAACACUACACUGGCGGGUGCCCUCCUGGUAUGACUGAGCAGUAA